CGCUACGAAGCACAACGAGUGCCGUCCCCGGCCCCAAACGUGGUUUCAAUCCUCUUCACAGCUGUCAAUCGGCAUCCUUGACAUCAUGGGCGAUCACGAGAACAGACACCACGGUGGCGGAGGCGGCUAUGGAGGUCGCAAGCGGCGGUAUCGAGAUGACGACGAUUACGAUCGCCGCAACCAGAGACGGCGGUACGACGCGCCGGCGCACACGCGCAUCCGCAAGCAGCUCCUCGGGCUGGCCGAGACGCCCUUGAAGCGCUGGCACGAGGAGGUGCAAGCAGUCGCGCAGCUCAUUGUAGAUGCGCCGGCCGACGACAAGGACGUCCGCGCCUGCUUGCUCGAAUUGAUUCCUCAGAUGGCCGUCGAGCAGCCGCUCAAGACCCCAUUCGUCGCCGCCGUCGUGCUCGUCGUCAACUCCCUCAAGCCAGAGCUUCUCGGCGACCUGCUCGCCCGCCUUGCGAGCGCCACACAGGAGAGGAUCCAGGCCGGCGAGUGGCGCGAGGUCAAGCUCUACUUGAAGCUGCUUGCCUGUUUGCAGGCAUGCCUCGAGGGUGACGGCUUGUUCCCCGUGCUAGAGGAGCUGUUCAGCCGCGCCGUGGAUUUGCAGACUGCUAGCUCAGAUGAUACUAUCGGUACCGAAAUCGUCAAGAUCAUCCUGCUCACGAUCCCAUACAUCAUGGCCACCGGGCCAGCAAGCCAGUGGCAGCACAAGGCCGCCGAGAUCAUGGACAAGACCGACGUCAUCGCCUCCGAACCGCACGCGCUCCAGGUCCUGAUCGAUCCAUACCAGGUCCAAGAAGGCGAGGAGAGCCCGACUGCCAACCUCAGCUUGAUUGGCCUGCUCCAGAACCAACUACAAAAGGAGGCGACGAAUGGCUGGGCGCUGUCUUGCUUGCCACGGCCGUGGCAAAUGCCUCCCGAGGAAAUUGAGCAGCAGGAGAAGCUCGACAGUGCGCAGAAGCACGCGCUCCCUCCUAUCACAAUCCCAGAGACCGUCGUGGCUGGACCCCGGCUUCUGUUCCCGGAGAUAUACUUCUCGGUAUACGCCAACCAGGAGAUCGAGUCCGUGCCGCCGACAAGCGAUCUCGCCUCCUCGUUGAUCCGAGACGGUCUGGUCGACACCAUCAAUGUUUUACAUUUCAACCGCACAGUCACCGCACGGUUCCUCAUCGACGUGGACUGCUAUUAUGCGCCGGGCACCUUCGUCAAGCGCGCUACGCCGUUUGAUCGCCUUCGGGACAUCGACGAUGGUCGCUCGACUUGGAAGCCUGAGGACAUUGCUGUUGAUGCGGUCUUCUCGCAGCUCUUCCAGCUUCCUGCUCCCGAGCAGAAGCUCGUUUACUACCACGCGGUGCUCACCGAUGCCUGUAAACUCGCCCCCGCCGCAGUGGCUCCCAGCUUGGGGAGAGCCAUCCGCUACAUGUACCAGAACCAGCAUUGGCUGGAUCUCGAGCUUGCCUACCGCUUCCUCGACUGGUUCACACACCACCUCAGCAAUUUUGGCUUCAUGUGGAAGUGGGCCGAGUGGGUGAACGACGUAGAACUGCCAAACACGGAUCCUCGCAAGGCCUUUAUCGUUGGCGCCCUCGACAAGGAGAUCCGGCUCAGCUUCGCCCAGCGUAUCAAGGGCACACUUCCAGAGCCGUACCAGGUCUUGAUUGGACCUGAGAAGGAGCAGGACACCCCAGACUUCAAAUACAAUGAUGAGCACACGCCAUUCUCCGCCGAAGGGAAGGAGCUCGCGUCGCUACUCAAGCGCAAAGCUCCAGAUGAGGAGAUCCAGCCUGUCAUCGAUCGCAUCCACUCGACAGCGCUUGACCAGGCGCUUGACCCUCUCGUCACAAGCACAGACAUCUUCAUGACGGCCGUGUGCUGGGUCGGGUCCAAGUCGCUCUCGCACGUGCUCGCGUGCAUCGAGCGCACAAAGGACAGACUCCUUGACGCGGGCGCCGCAUCGGAAGCCGUCCGGGCCCAGAUUAUCACGGCAGUCAUGACGUACUGGUCGGCACACCCGGGCAUCGCGGUGAGCAUUGUCGAGAAGCUGCUCAAUUACUCGAUCGUCACACCCGCAGCGGUCAUUGAUUGGGCGCUCGUCAGCGACCGGGCGGGCAAGUACGGCGAGGCGCUGAGCAAGGCAUGGGUGUUUGAGCUCGUCUUCAACACCGUGGCCAAGGUCACCAGCCGUCACAGGCAGGUCGUAAGCAGCAGCAGUGGCGGCGACGACGCAGCGGGUCCGGACGUCAGUGCCGAGGACGAGAUCGCGGCGAUGCGCGACCUGUUCAAGAGCAUGGACGACUCGCUCACGAGCUGGGCGCAGGGCACUAAGGACCAGAUGCUCGACCCGAGCGCGGCUGACGGGAACGAGGACCUCGUAAAGCGCUGGGGCCAGCGGUGGCUGCGCGUGUUUAGACGCAAGUCGGCCAUCGAGGAGGCUUUCCUUGCCGAGAGGAAGAAUGCUGCCGCUGCCGCCGCGGGUGCCGGUGGUGCUGCGGCCGACGGUUCGGCGUGAGGGUUUGGUAAGGGGUCCGGGAUUGUAUAGAUGCUUUGUAACAUCAUUGGAGCACCGGGCGGGUUCGCCUUCUGUCCCGAACGAACAAUGGACGCGCAGAAUUUGACUUUGCGGUAGCUAGGAGGCAAAGAUAUGGCGUUUUUUCAACAGAAGAGUAGUCGAUAGGCAUAGUUGCCUGAGUGUGUUUACCACAUCGUGCAGACGGGUCUUUGGUUUCUCAAGCUCCUUGAUUUGAUCUGAUUUUAAGGACAGAGAGGCAGAAUAAAGUCGGCUUGCAAAUUUGAGCAGGAAGUCCGUUCAAAACCACAGCGUUCACAUACUUCAUCAGAAAGAAGGCACGAUAUUUACUUGCCCCAUUUCCUGUCUACAAGUGCGAGUAUCUCCAUAUCGGGGGUGGUAUUGUCCAGGGUCCCGAUCAGUACUGACAUCUCAUUUUUCC
Molecule: messenger RNA, 2951 nt
Organism: Microdochium trichocladiopsis
Lineage: Eukaryota; Fungi; Ascomycota; Sordariomycetes; Xylariales; Microdochiaceae
Product: MIF4G like-domain-containing protein
Exons: 4
Coding region: 86-2512 (808 amino acids)
Biological process (GO): nuclear-transcribed mRNA catabolic process, nonsense-mediated decay; mRNA export from nucleus
Cellular component (GO): nucleus; nuclear cap binding complex
Molecular function (GO): mRNA binding; RNA cap binding
Source: RefSeq, a predicted model, not a curated record